Cyphomyrmex costatus is the source of this 1077-nucleotide messenger RNA. Its product is annotated as homeobox protein Hox-A4. Gene Ontology annotation, biological process: regulation of transcription by RNA polymerase II; anterior/posterior pattern specification. Bases 7 to 1077 code for a protein of 356 amino acids. The record is from RefSeq and is a predicted model, not a curated record. NCBI's taxonomy places the organism in Eukaryota, Metazoa, Arthropoda, Insecta, Hymenoptera, Formicidae. Gene Ontology annotation, molecular function: RNA polymerase II cis-regulatory region sequence-specific DNA binding; DNA-binding transcription factor activity, RNA polymerase II-specific. Gene Ontology annotation, cellular component: nucleus. The transcript is spliced from 2 exons.
GAUGAUAUGACUAUGAAUUUAAAUAACGGUCGGUAUUAUUGCCCGAUAAAUAUACCAUCACAUCAGCCGUAUUACCAACAAGCACUGAUGCAAGGGAAUGGACCUGAAAGACACGUGUUAUCACACACCAGUUUGUUGAGAGAUACGCUAGUACAUGGCAAGAAAACAGUGACACAAAAUUAUGCAUAUUCCUACACAAACGUAGACGGUAUGAUUUCGUCAUAUCAAAUCACGCCGAACAAUCAAAUGGUUCCAUAUAAUUCGUGUCAAGUCUCUUCUGCCAAAUAUCCAUCAUCUGAAAUAUCGCCAACGGAAUGUGAGGAAUUUCUUAAUAAUAUAGAAGGAAAAUCUCAACAACAAGAGUACAAUAAAUGUGAGAAAAGUUAUCCAGAACACAAUUAUGUACAAUCACAUAAUUAUACUUUAUGUACUCCUGGACCAUCCACUAUUUCAAUGCAAUAUGAACAAGAUAAAUCGAAGCAACAACUCAUUAAUGUACAGCAAGGAUUGCAGAUCGACAGCUAUAACAGAAAUAAUAAUAAUAACAAUAUAAGGCAAAGAAACAAGAAUAUUAGGACAUCCAAUCAUAACAGACAAAGAAGUCCUUAUUCUAACGAAGUUGCAAAUUAUCCAUGGAUGUUUAGAAGAACGAAUGCCCAUCAAGAAAAUGGAACUGAGCAGAAACGCACGAGGCAAACCUAUUCGCGCAGUCAAAUCUUCGAACUGGAGAAAGAGUAUCGUUUACAUAAAUACCUUGCAAAAAAGCAACGUCUAAUAUUAGCUAAAUAUAUUUGUUUGACUGAGCGUCAAGUUAAAAUUUGGUUUCAAAAUCGUCGAAUGAAAGAAAAAAAGUCACCAAACACAUCCGUGAAUAUAGCCGUAUCAACAUCAUCGGAAUCAACAGUAUCAUCAGAAUCUAGUACGCAGAUGAUAAUUCACGAAAAUCAAGGAUUAAAUCCAACGCAACAGACACAAUUACAAUCCUCACAACCAUUUUACAAUGAAGGACAUCAAAAUUAUUUUCAUAAUCAAAAUAUAUUUUCGACAAAUCAUUAUUUAAAUAAUGCACAUUAUUGA